Messenger RNA from Solanum lycopersicum (tomato), 1407 nucleotides. RefSeq names its product two-component response regulator-like APRR9. Gene Ontology annotation, biological process: regulation of flower development. Gene Ontology annotation, molecular function: protein binding; DNA-binding transcription factor activity. The record is from RefSeq and is a predicted model, not a curated record. Gene Ontology annotation, cellular component: nucleus. Lineage: Eukaryota; Viridiplantae; Streptophyta; Magnoliopsida; Solanales; Solanaceae.
UUUUAAUAAAAUUUUCUCCUUUGAUAUUAUGCAUGAUAUAAAUUUUCAAGAUUUUGAAAAAUUAAAUCAAGAAACAACAAUGAUGCAAGACAUGAUGCUUCAUCCUCAAGAACAUCAUCAACUUUUUAAUGUACAAGAAGAGAUGCCAAGCCCAAUAAAUGAUCAAAUUUUGAAUUUUUGUGAAUCUGAACUUUUUUCAGAAAUACAAAAUUCAGAUGUUGCUUCUACCUCAAAUAAUUCUUCUUAUAGUACUAGCACUACAACAAAUUUCGAUCUAAAUAGAAUCGAGAAAAAUGAUGAAACGAUCACAAAAACAGCUAUGAGUAAUGUUAACAAUAAUAGGUCGAUGAUAUUUGACACACAGGAUGAGAUUGAUAACGAUAUUUCAGCAUCAAUAGACUUUACCCCAUCCGCGAAUUUCACUGUUCCUGAUCAUCAUUUUUUACAACAACAAGAGGAGCCAUUCGACGUAAAUUGCUCUGUUAUUCCCCUGUCUCAUCAUCAUCUUAUGGGGCCUUCAUUAUACGAAGAUGAAUCGUUGACAUCUCUCCCUCCUUACAUACGAGGAGUGACGAGUACUCCUUCAUGCGCAUUUCUUGAUCAUAAUAUGGUGAAUUAUCUUCAAGGAAAUAUCAACAACACAAUAUUUGAUGCAGCUGCUAAUAGUCAUGCAUUGUUCUUUGGAUCUCAACUGCCAAAUCAAGAAAUGGAUUAUCAAGGAGAAAAUGGUAGAAUUUUUUGCCAUGAUUCCUUGUCAAGAAUCUAUAACAAUGAUAUUCAGGCAUUGAGCAAUGAGAGUCAACAUUUGGUUAGUGGUGGUGGUUGUUCUAACACUUUGGCCACAGAAAUCACAAGUUUUGAAGAUCCUAACUUCAAAUCUGGUAGGUGUUCAGUUGAAGAAAGGAGGGAGAAAAUUCAUAGAUACAUGAAGAAAAGAAAUGAGAGAAAUUUCAGCAAAAAAAUUAAGUAUGCAUGCAGAAAAACACUAGCAGAUAGUAGGCCAAGAGUGAAGGGAAGAUUUGCAAGAAAUGAUGAAUUUGGUGAGGCAAGUAAAGCAAAUUCUUGUGGUACUAUUGAAGAGGAUACAAUUAGUCAUGAAGAUGUUGGACUCAAUAAUAUAAUGUAUCAUCCAAAUAUGGUUACAUCUUCAACACAUCAUGACAACAAUGCCACAAUUUUCACCUCAAAUUGUCAUGUACCAACUACUAAUGGUCCCUAUGAUAUGUGCACACCUCUCUAUUGUACAGAUGGUCAAAUGCACUAAGUUAAAGAGUUCCUAUAAAGCUCUACAAUAUGCUCCUAUAAGUUCUUCCUCUACAUAUAACAAGUAUUAGGUGGUGAAAGAAGAAGAGGUGGAAUUCAUUAUAUAUAUAUAUAUAUAUAUAUAUAUAUUAUUGGUGUGAUGUG